CGGCCCCUCAAGGACGGCUGGCAGCCCGUGACCCCCACGGCCAUCCCCACAUCGGCCCUGCCUGUGAGGGGCUUUUGGGGAGGGUUUUAGGGGGGCACAACCCCCCCCCCCCUUUGAGCCUGUCCCCAGGGGCAGGACACGUGUCCCCAGCCCUGACCCUGAUGCCUCCUGUUGCUUUCCCAAGGUGAGGACGGGGGGGAUGGUGGGAGAACCCCUGACCCCAGCAGCUCCCCUUCUCCUCCCCCAGCUCCACCAGGACCCUCCUGCUCAGGAUCUGACCCCAUGGCCCCCCAGGGGCUGCUGCUGGGUGUGCUGGUGCUGGCGGCUCUGGGGGCCGGGGCUGUGCCGGAGGACGCGGCUCAGGAACACGGCUACUACCUGCAGCAGCUCUUCGGGCUCUACGGGGCCAACGGGACGCUGCCCUCGGAGGGGCUGGCGAGGCUGCUGGGCAGCCUGGGGCUGGGCAGGGUGAGGGUGGUGCAGAUCCAGCACGAGGAGCUGGGCCACGGCCACGUCAGCCACCUCGACCUGCUGGAGGUGCAGGAUGAGAAGCAUCGGCACCGGCACCCGCUGUGGGAACACGACGGGGACCCGGCUCCCAGCACCCCGCUGCCCACCCGCAGCCCCAGCCCUCAGCUCUCGCUGACAAACAGCCCAAGGAAGCCACUGCCUGGUGUGGGGGUCACCCCUGGUGGUCGUGGGGUCACCUCUGGGAGCCGUGGGGGAGCCAUGGGGUCACCUCUGGGAGCCAUGGGGUCACCCCUGGUGGUCGUGGGGGUCACCCCUGGUGGUCGUGGGGUCACCCCAGGGGGCCAUGGGGUCCCCCCACCCCCCCGUCGGGACCAUCCAGGGCUGAGCCUGCUGGGGAAAGUGCUGGGCUUGGAGCACUCCAGUGAUGACCAUCCCCACGAUGAUUGUCUCAACGUGACGCAGCUGCUGGGGAGCUUCGGGCUGGACGCGGUGGCUCAGCUGACCCCGGAGCAGUUCAGCCUCCUCUGCCCAGCCCUGCUCUACCAGAUCGACAGCCGGGUCUGCAUCCAGCACAGCGAUGAGCUGACGCUGCUGCCUCCCUCGGGGCGGGGGCUGUGGCCAGCGCUGGGCUGGGGGCUCCUGGCUGUUGCCUUCAUCAGUUUGCCGUCUGCCCUGGCCGUCGGCCUCGUCCCGCUGCUCAGCUGCAGCUUCUUCCACUCGCUCUUGGCCUUCCUGGUGGCCCUGGCCGUGGGGACCCUCUGCGGGGAUGCUCUGCUCCACCUCUGGCCCCAUGCGCAGGGGAGGCACCAGGAGGCAGCGGCAGGGCUGGGAGCGGUGCAGCAGGGGCUGGCCGUGCUGGGGGGGCAUCUACCUGCUCUUCCUGCUGGAGCUGCUGCUGGGGUGCUGCGGCACAGGCGGGAGCACACGGGACAGUCCCCCAGAGAGACCCCCGAGGUAGCCAUGGGGGUCUUGGCACCACUGCAUGAAGAGGCUGAGCUGCAGCAGCUGGCAGCACCAGAGCUGGAGCUCAAACCCCACCACGGACACCCCCCUGGACACCCCCAGGGACACCCCCAGGGACACCCCCAGGGACACCCCCAGGGACACUCCCACAGCCCCAGGCUGCCCCCAGGCCCCGGGGCCGCUGACAUCGUGUGGAUGGUGGCGCUGGGCGACGGGAUCCACAACCUGACAGACGGCUUGGCCAUCGGUGUCGCCUUCUCCCACGGCUUCUCCAGCGGCCUCAGCACCGCGCUGGCCGUGCUGUGCCACGAGCUGCCCCACGAGCUGGGCGACCUGGCGGUGCUGCUGCGGGCUGGCACAGCCCCUCGCUCCGUCCUGCUGCUCAACCUGCUCUCGGCGGCGCUGGCUGGUGCUGGGGCGGCUGCUGGCGCUGCCGUGGGGCAAAGCGCUGCCCAGCUCACGCCCUGGAUCCUCACCGGCACCGCCGGCGUCUUCCUCUACGUGGCCUUGGCUGACAUGCUCCCUGAGGCUCUGCGUGGUGCUGAGGGCCCUGGGCAGGGCACCUGGGGCCGUUUCCUCCUGCAGAACGUGGGGUUCCUGCUGGGCAGUGGCACCAUGUUGGGCAUCGCUCUGGCUGAGGGGCACGUCCAGGCCUGGCUGCAGCCCUGAGCAGCCCCAGAGCUCAGCCCCACUCAGCCCAGCACACACCAGGAGGAGCAGGAGCCACGGCUGAGCUGGGAGGACGGACAGUGGGAGCCCCAGAUGUGCCCUCAGGACUUUCUCCCCUCCCAGCACUGCUGGGACCCUCCGUGGCUCAGCUCCCAGGUCCCUGCAGCCCCUCCAGCCCCAGGGGAUGGGACAUGGGGUCCCCUCAGCACCCUGGGUCCUGUCUGAGGGGUGAGUGGGGCUGGGAGAGUGGAGGGGGACCCUUCCCACCCCCCCAGCUCAGCCUUUCGAGGAGGAUGGACGCAA
Messenger RNA from Colius striatus (speckled mousebird), 2406 nucleotides. RefSeq names its product solute carrier family 39 member 5 (gene SLC39A5). NCBI's taxonomy places the organism in Eukaryota, Metazoa, Chordata, Aves, Coliiformes, Coliidae. Gene Ontology annotation, biological process: intracellular zinc ion homeostasis; BMP signaling pathway; zinc ion import across plasma membrane. The record is from RefSeq and is a predicted model, not a curated record. Gene Ontology annotation, molecular function: zinc ion transmembrane transporter activity. Gene Ontology annotation, cellular component: membrane.